Molecule: messenger RNA, 1537 nt
Organism: Cyclopterus lumpus (lumpfish)
Lineage: Eukaryota; Metazoa; Chordata; Actinopteri; Perciformes; Cyclopteridae
Exons: 2
Coding region: 58-813 (251 amino acids)
Source: RefSeq, a predicted model, not a curated record
AAAAAAAGAAGUCUGUUUUAAUCGUACGUCGCUCAGCGAGGACCACGGACUGCAGAGAUGCUGCUCUAUGUCUUCUUGCUCCUCCCUGGAGGCUUCUGUUACAGCUCCAUCGAGAUGCGUGAAAUGACGGCGCUGCAGAACAGCGUGGCCACGCUUCCCUGCGCUCACGUGAAGGGCGACGUGGCGUGGAGCCGCUUCGCCAACGGAAAGUCGGUGACGCUCGUCACGAUCCAAAAUGGCGUCGAGAAAAAAAAAAUGGCCGACGGGCGGUUCAGUUCCCUGGCGGAUAAUUCCCUGGUCAUCAGGAAUGUGAGGCCCUCCGACGCCACGAUGUACCUGUGCAACAAUACCAGAGUGUACCUGAACGUGAUGACAGAUCCCAACAUGGCGGGUCCCGAUGCUGGGAAGGUACCAGUGAGGCCCAGAAACGGCUGGGAGGGAACCGUUGAAGACGCGGAGAACCCGCCGCCAUCGGGCCUUUGGAAGGUACCGGUCGGUGUCGCGGCGGGUGUCGCGGCGACGCUUUUGGUGGUCUUAACUAUGAAAUUCUGCUUAAAAAACCGAGUGGAGGAAACCACCAUCUUGGACCAAACUGUACCCGAGGCGACCUACGAGGAGAUUGAAGUGGGCGACCUUUAUUUUGAAAGGCCGCACUACUUCCCGAGCGUCAGUGAAACGGCAUGCGGCUCCACCGCAUAUAAUAUGAGUACAACACCCAAUAAUGAUCAUUAUAAUCUGUACAGCACUGUUAACAAGCUCAGUGAGCAGUGUGUGUAUUCCCUCGCCCAAAAUCCAGUAAAGACAGGAGAGUGAGAGUGAGAGAGUGAGACGUUGUUUCUUUUACAGAUAAAGUAUUUCAACCUGGCAAGUGGAACCAUCAUAGUUCAUAACCUUUGUUUUUCUUUUCUUGUGCAGCAUAAAAUGGUACACGUUGUGUGUUAGCAAGUUAUGUCCAUUCAAACUGACCUGGAGGACCACGUGAGUGCUUUUAGUCCCAUUUAGAGAAUGACCUCUAGUGGCCGGAAAUAGUAUUACAGCAUGACGAAAUAGAUCCUGACGAAAAACUAAUUAAAUGCUUUUUUUUUCUCCCAUCUGUUUAACAUUUUAGUUUUUUAAGGGACUCAGUCAAAACAACUUUUUUAAAUUGUUGUUCUUAAGUCAUAAAAAGAGAAGAGAAAAUGGAUAUUAGAAUAUUAGAAAAUGAAUCACCAGAAUUAGUUGUCCUACUCCUCUCUGGGUUUUUGUGAUAAAGUUACUACACUCACAUUUUGUUGCAUUGAGGAAUACAAAUACAAAAUAAUAUUAAAUAUAAAAAAUAUUCAACUUUAAAGCUAAUUUUCUCUGUUCAAACCAGUAAAUAAAAAUAUUCUGAGCCAGAAACAUCAUGUUGAGCAAUUUCCUCAGUUUACGUAUAAAAAAAAUAAAAUAAUAAUAAUAGAAAAAAAGGAUCAGUUGCUGCUUCAGUCUCAUAUAAAAUGCUUCAUAUUGAUUUAUUUGAACACAUGACGAGUGUCUGUCACACCAUCAGAAGCUGAGC